CAAAGGCCACGGCCAGCGGAGUGGCGUUCGUUAACGAUUAGCCGGUGUCUGCGCUCCUCAGGAGAGGCUGACUCGUGCGCCCGCCUGUGUUUCUGCCCAGCCCUGUAGUGUGCGAAGAAAAGCGGGAAGGGCUGGUGCCUCGCUGUUUUUUGAUUAGCUGGACGGUGCACUGGAACGGGGAGUUAAGGGAGGUGUCCCGGAAAGAAGAGAAAGCGGCUGCUGCGGCUGUUCCUGAAUUGGGAAAGAGCUAGUGGAAGGCAUCUGAAUUUGAGUUUAGCCCCGCCGCUCACCUCUAGGCUACCCACCUUCCCGCAAGGUCAUGGCUAAGGCGAGCGCCCUGCAAAGCCUCCAAGUGGAGGCGAGCUGCUCCAUCUGCUUGGAUUAUCUGAACGACCCGGUGACCAUCGACUGCGGCCACAACUUCUGCCGCACCUGCAUCCUCCGCAGCUGGGAGGAGCUGGAGGAGCGCUUUCCCUGUCCCGUGUGCCGCCGCCAAUUCCCCCUGCGCAUCUUCCGCACCAACCGGCAGCUCGGCAACGUGGCGGAGAUCGCGCGGAAGCUGAGUCCCAAGCGCAGUAAGCGGAUACGGCACGAAGAGGCGGUGUGCGAGAAGCACCAACAGACGCUGAGCCUCUUCUGCGAGAAGGAGCGCGAGGUAGUGUGCCUGGUGUGUUGCAUUUCUUGCGAGCACCGCGAUCACCGCGUGAGCUCGGUAGACCAGGCGGCUGCGUGCCACAAGAACAAGCUGCGCGCCUACCUGGGGCCCCUGAAGCGGCAGGUGGAGGACUUGCGCCAUUUCAUGGCUUGCGAGCAGAGGAAGCCCAGCGAGCUUCGAGAGAAGGUUGAGAACCGACGGCAGAAGCUCCACUCGGAGUUUGAGAAGCUGCACCAGUUUCUGGACGAGGAGCACCAGGCGGUGCUGCGGCGACUGGAGGACGAGGAGAAGGAGAUCCAGCAGAAGCUGAGCGAGAACGUGGCCAUGCUCUCGGACCACGGCGUCACCCUGCAGAAGCUCAUCGGCGAGAUCCAGGAGAGAUGCCAGCGGCCGGCGGUGGAGGCCCUUAGGGGAAUCAAGCACAUCAUCAGCAAAUGUGAGACCGCCAAGAUCCCGGCCGCCGUCUCCCUGGAGCUGAAGAAGGACACCUGCAGUUUCCCUUUGCAGCAUUUUGCGCUCAAGAAGAUGAUCAAGAAGUUCAAAGUGGAUAUAACGCUAGACCCCGCGACGGCGCACCCCAACCUGGUACUCUCGGAGGACCGGAAAAGCGUGAGGUUUGUGGAGACAAAGCAAGAUCUACCGGACAUCCCGGAGAGAUUUACCUUUUACCCUUUCGUCCUGGGUUCGGAGGGGUUUUCUUCGGGCAGGCACUAUUGGGAGGUAGAGGUCGGAGAUAAGACUCAGUGGGCUCUGGGGGCUUGCAAAGACUCCGUUCCCAGGAAUGGGAACAUUCAAGUAUCACCUGAGGAUGGCUACUGGAGACUGAGGUGGAAUAAGGAUGAAUACACCGCCUUGACAACAACCCCGAUCUCCCUACUCCAAAAAGCAAAACCCAAGCGAAUUGGGAUUUUUCUGGACUAUGACUUGGGGGAGCUCUCCUUUUACAAUCUGAACGAUAGGUCUCACAUUUUUACCUUCUCUGAGACUUUUAAAGAAAAAAUUAGGCCAUUUUUCUACCCUGGGAUCCAUUCAUCCCCUCUUAUCAUACGGCCAGUAACAGACUGGGAAUGAUGAGCUGAACCUGGAAAACUUUAACGAAUUUUGCUUUUCAUUUUCUUUUUCUCCAUUCAGUUUCUAGGGUAGGAUAAUGCCAACAUUUCGGGAUUCUUUUCAUAGUUUUACCAUGAACUAAGUCAUUUCUCCGCCCCUCCAUUUCAGUAGUCAUCAUCUAUCUGCUUACCUACCUGGAUGCUAUAUAAAAGAGGAUAUGGGAGGAGAUAGACUUUAAUAGAAAACACCUAAAUUCUUUCUUCAGGAGAUAGGAAAAAUAUCCUUAUUUUACAGUUUUAGAAACUUGAGAACCAAGAUGUUGUGACUUGCUCUUACCACACCACUAAUAAACAUCAGAACUGGGUUUUUUUUUUAACUGGCAUUUCAGGACACUGCCUUACCAUGCAGUAAUAAUUGUCAUGGGUCUGAAAAAAGUGUUGAGCUGUUUAUUUGUCUUGUGCUCUUUAUUUUAUGGGUUGGAACACCCCUUCCUCCCUCUACAUUUCCCUGCAAAAUUCUGAACUCUUGAGAAUAUGUAACCUGUCACAAGAUUUUAUACACAGUAUUAAUGUUUUGUCACUAAAAAUUAGUAAUAGUGGUUCUUCCCCCUGCCCCUCCCCCUUCCCUUGAUCGUCCCAGAGAGAAAAUUACAAAAUUUUGUGGUUCCAGAGCUGAGUGUCUUUCUAUGGGAAUUUUAGUCUUGGAACCUUCCCUUAGGGCUCCCUCCCACUCCCUGCAACAUACACACAACCUUUAAACCUGGCUGUAGAAACUGAAGUUUAAUCCACUUAUCACUGCUGUUUUUGUAAUGUAUAUGAUUAUAACAUAAAGUUUUACUUUGCAUUUCUUCAAUU
This is a messenger RNA of Trichosurus vulpecula (common brushtail), 2559 nucleotides long. RefSeq names its product E3 ubiquitin-protein ligase TRIM39-like. The transcript has a single exon. The record is from RefSeq and is a predicted model, not a curated record. NCBI's taxonomy places the organism in Eukaryota, Metazoa, Chordata, Mammalia, Diprotodontia, Phalangeridae. Bases 320 to 1726 code for a protein of 468 amino acids. Gene Ontology annotation, molecular function: protein binding; zinc ion binding.